Molecule: messenger RNA, 1482 nt
Organism: Cyphellophora attinorum
Lineage: Eukaryota; Fungi; Ascomycota; Eurotiomycetes; Chaetothyriales; Cyphellophoraceae
Exons: 2
Coding region: 1-1482 (493 amino acids)
Molecular function (GO): protein-folding chaperone binding
Source: RefSeq, a predicted model, not a curated record
AUGGGUCCUCCUAGAACGCGCAUCGUUGAAGAUGCACUUCGGGCAUUCAAACAGAAUUCAGGCCGUGACUUGAUACAUGCAGACAACCUAAUGAUGCAAGAUUCACGGUCUGCCAUCCGCUCCAAUCUGUCCUUGGAGCAGCCUCCAAAGCCGACGUCCUUCAACGAUCUUCUCCUCGAGCUUUUCACCACCUAUUCCACCGCUUCCUACACCACAGUCGCUGCUCUUCUAUUAUCGCUCAUCUACCUGGUCUACCGCUAUCUUAUGGGCGACCGUGGCUUCCUCUAUGGCCACGGCCAGGGUCGCGCCUCGCCUUACCAUAGCGGCCUUGGUGACGUUCGAAACAUGUCGAAUUUGUCCAACCACUUUGAGUAUUUAAGCCACGAUGAUUAUGAGCCACGUUCCGCCACCAGAGCCUCCUUCUCCACUCCCGCCUAUGACGAAGUCAACGACAAUGAUCCGAAUGCCCCAGAUCGCAUUCACUGCCGAUACAUGCACAACAGCUUCUCCGUAGACUUCCCCGCGUACUCGGUCAAUGAAGAGAAGACAACAGUCGAAGAUCUCCGGCGAAAGAUCGCAAGCAGGCUCAAUCAGGCUGACUCACGGCUGAACGUCGACCCGAGACAGGUGCGACUCAUAUACAAAGGUGGAGAUCUCAGAAGGAAUUCGUACUCUCUCAAGCGAUAUGGGAUGAAGCAGAACAGCGAAGUCUCUGUAAUUGUGACCGAGCGUCCAAGAAAUUACAAUCACCACAACGACUCCAACUCAGACAGUGGUUCCGACCGGGACUCAAGGAACAGGGUUGAUCCAAAUCCCCAACGCCUGCAGCGGCCACGGGCUCACUCAUCUGUUCGCUUCCGCAGUGAUGAGAACAUUCCUGUCAUGGAGUCUCGGACUGCCGGCGGCUCCCAUCUCAGCCCCAACGGCUACGUGCCCACCGCGACACACCGCAAUUCUCUGCGUCCAGAUCAGGCAUAUGCUGGAAGAGGACGUGACAACGAUGACGGAUACGGUAGAGGCCGCGAAAGAGAGCCGUCCAGGGAUGCUACACGACGACAGCGCGAGCCCUCACCAGCUGCGCGCCGUCAGCCAUCGCCGGCCCCUGCGACACGACGUGCGCACUCUCCUGCCCCUCCUCCACAAAGACGCGGCGCAUCUCCGGCGCCUCCACAGCAGAGACAAUCGCCUCCCGUUCCAAGCGCAGAUCCGAACACACCACUAGGAAAAGUCCAAGCAUUAGCGAGUGUCUUCCGGACACAGUUCCUACCGUCUGCGACCAAAUUCCUGGUAUCAGCGCCCUCUGAUCCAGCGGCGCGCGAGAAGGAAUACUUGAGACUGAGCGAGUCGAUCAUGGCCAAGGUCGUGCUGGCUGCAGACAACAUCGAGACCGGCAGCGACGCUAUGGCUCGAAGCGAACGAAAGGCUAUGAUUACGGAGGCCAACAAUAUACUGAGGGCGCUGGAUGGCGUACGAAAGCCUUGA